Messenger RNA from Malurus melanocephalus (red-backed fairy wren), 6889 nucleotides. RefSeq names its product 3-phosphoinositide dependent protein kinase 1 (gene PDPK1). Bases 112 to 1782 code for a protein of 556 amino acids. Gene Ontology annotation, molecular function: protein serine/threonine kinase activity; ATP binding. The transcript has 14 exons. Gene Ontology annotation, biological process: intracellular signal transduction; peptidyl-serine phosphorylation. NCBI's taxonomy places the organism in Eukaryota, Metazoa, Chordata, Aves, Passeriformes, Maluridae. The record is from RefSeq and is a predicted model, not a curated record.
GGGAUUGUUGUGGUGGCGUCACGGGCGGGGGACGCGGGUGCCCCAUUGGCUCAGGCUGGGCCGAGCGCCUGGCGCGGAACGGGCGGGGAGCGGCCCCGGUCCGGGCGGGCCAUGGCCAGCACCGGCAGCCCCCUGUAUGAYGCUGUUCCAAUCCAGUCAAGUGUGGUGUUAUGCUCCUGUUCAUCCCCAUCGAUGGUGAGGAACCAAGCAGAUUCCAGCACUCCAUCUGUCAUUUCCACUUGUGGCAGCAGACAGGGAUCUAACAUGGAGGGCACAGCACCUGAAUCAAGAUCAAAUUCAAACUCCUUGCAGCAACACACAGGACAGCAGCCUCCACAGCCUCGAAAGAAACGACCUGAUGACUUCAAAUUUGGGAAAAUCCUGGGGGAAGGAUCUUUUUCAACGGUUGUCUUGGCUCGAGAGUUGGCAAGUUCUAGAGAAUAUGCCAUUAAAAUUCUAGAAAAACGUCAUAUCAUAAAAGAAAACAAGGUACCAUAUGUGACACGAGAGAGAGAUGUAAUGUCCCGUCUGGAUCACCCUUUUUUUGUGAAACUCUACUUCACUUUUCAGGAYGAUGAAAAGCUGUAUUUUGGGCUUAGCUAUGCCAAAAAYGGAGAGCUGCUAAAGUAUAUACGCAAAAUUGGCUCAUUUGAUGAGACCUGCACAAGGUUUUAUACUGCUGAAAUUGUAUCAGCCCUGGAGUAUUUGCAUGGGAAAGGAAUAAUUCACAGGGACCUUAAGCCAGAGAACAUCUUAUUAAAUGAAGAUAUGCACAUUCAAAUAACAGACUUUGGAACAGCAAAAGUAUUAUCUGCAGAUAGCAGACAAGCACGGGCAAACUCAUUUGUAGGGACAGCACAGUAUGUUUCUCCAGAACUGCUGACAGAGAAAUCUGCCUGUAAAAGCUCUGACCUCUGGGCUCUGGGAUGCAUAAUAUAUCAACUUGUAGCUGGAUUGCCUCCAUUUAGAGCUGGAAAUGAAUAUCUUAUAUUCCAGAAGAUAAUAAAGUUGGAAUAUGACUUUCCAGAAAAAUUUUUUCCCAAGGCAAAAGACCUCGUGGAAAAGCUGUUGGUUCUAGAUGCUACCAACAGAUUAGGUUGUGAAGAAAUGGGAGGAUAUGGACCUCUUAAAGCUCACCCCUUCUUCGAAUCCAUUGUGUGGGAGAACCUACAUCUUCAGACACCCCCUAAACUUACAGCAUAUUUACCUGCUAUGUCAGAGGAUGAUGAAGACUGUUAUGGAAAUUAUGACAAUCUCCUGAGUCAGUUUGGUUGCAUGCAAGUUUCUAGUUCUGCCUCUUCCCAUUCACUGUCUGCCGCAGAGACAAGUACACCACAGACAUCAGGAGGAAAUAUUGAACAGUAUAUUCAUGAUCUUGACAACAAUUCCUUUGAGCUGGAUUUACAGUUUUCUGAAGAUGAAAAGAGGUUACUUCUGGCAAAACAAGCUGGUGGAAAUCCUUGGCAUCAGUUUGUAGAGAAUAACUUAAUCCUAAAAAUGGGUCCAGUGGACAAAAGAAAGGGAUUGUUUGCACGUCGGCGCCARUUGCUGCUCACAGAAGGGCCCCACCUGUAUUAUGUAGAUCCUGUCAACAAAGUUCUAAAAGGAGAAAUUCCAUGGUCUUUAGAGUUGCGUCCAGAAGCCAAGAAUUUUAAGACAUUUUUUGUUCACACGCCAAACAGGACAUAUUACCUGAUGGACCCAAGUGGGAAUGCUCAUAAAUGGUGCAAAAAGAUACAUGAAGUUUGGCGGCACAGAUACCACCAGAAUGCUGCAAAAUAGUAAAGCUCAUCCAAAAUUUCCCAGUUUCCCUACUUGCUGCUAGAACUCCGUGUGCAGCCGAUCAGAGGAAUCUUUUCAACCCAUCUAUUACCAUCUCAAGGGGAAGCAUACGUCUGAAAUGUUUGUGGUUUUUUUGUUUGGUUUUUUUUUUCUUUUUUUUGUUUUUUUUUUUUUUUUUUUUUUUGUUUUUUUUUUUUUUUUUUUUUUUUUUUUUCUUUUGUUUUGGCUUUUUUUUUAAAGAAGGAAAAAAAAAGAAGAAAAGCAAAAACCUAGUGGAAUUCAGGGUUGCUUUGCUCGCUCUUUGUGCUUCUGUUGAGGCUUCCACAUGCAUAUCAUUGCAGUGAAGAUCUUGCUUUUGUGCACUUCAGUUCAGUUUCUGCUGCAGACUAGUGGAUAGACCUUGCAUUACCAGCUUCACUUAAGAUAAGUUAAAACCAAUCCACACGCACACAUGCCGAAUCAUGUACCAGCCUUGCAUUUCAUGGGGCUGGAGUUAUCCGUGACUCUCAGAUUAUCAUUAAACUGUGUUUCAUCAGGGAGCUUUUGUAUGCCUCUCCUAAGUACCACCUCUUUGUUUUCUUCCUUUCCUCACAGUUCCCCAGCUUAUUGGUAUAUGGCAUUUGUAGCCAGGUCAGUUGCACCCUUGUGUAAUUCCUAAUAUAGUUCUGGUUGCAGGAUUUAUGUGGUACUUUAGUAAUUAUGUGAAUGAAUCAGAUGUGUUUGUCUGGCAGACAGGCGCCAGUGAUAAAGGUUUUGAGAGAGUAAAAUGCUGAACAUGGCACUGAAAUUUCUAAAAUUGAAAUGUUGGCUUCUGAAGCAUUUUAAACAUUAAGUUUAAAUUUUAAUAUAAGUUAUAUGUGUGUUUAAUCAAGGGACGAUAAACUUACCAGCAUGCUUUUAAGUAAUGCUAACUAAAAGAGAAACUAGUUAGUAUGGGGGAGAAAAGGUUACUAUUGAAAUAGUAAGUAGUUUUUCACCUUUUCAGCAGAUGAGGGCUAGAAGCUAUCUUUCCAGGGUGUACAUGUGUUGUGCAUUUUAGUGGGGCCAGCCUAUUUACCUGGGUAGAGAAGGAAGCGUGAAAACUUUGUACAAUUGAUUACUUGAGUUUUAUUUUUGUCUCAUUGUAUGAUGAGAUGUCAAUUCUAUUUUUGGUCCUUGGCCAAACAUUCAGAAACUCUGAAAAAAAUGUAAGCAUUUGAAAUAUAGAUAAUAAAGUAAUCUGGUUAGAAAAUCAAAGGCAAAWAUUGAUACAAAGGGGAAAAUGUAUGGUACUUAAAGCAUAUCUAUAAAAUGAAAAUAUUUUUCAUAUCGAUCUCCUUUGUCCUCUUGAAAUUAUGACUAUUCUUGGUGGUCAAACAUUUCUUGUAGUGUUACAAAGACACAACUUCCUGUCUGCUAAAAAAAACUUCCCCAAUGGUAUUUUCAACGUGCCCGUGUUCCUAAACCUUGCAGAGAGGGAUGACCUCGGUCUGGUCAAAGGCAUUCCUUCCUUGUUUUAAAAGCAAUAUAAAUAUCACACCUAUUUAUUCACUCACUACACAUACCAUCACUUUGCAUUUUGAGUUGUCAUUAUGAUGUGCUUUUCCUUCCACCAAAGAAAGGUUUCACUACAAUGUUGAAAAACUCAUAGGCUACUAUUUUCUAGAAGCAGUAUUUUAAAAACAAUGGCUUAUUGGAUUUCUCAGAAAACACAUGGUUGUCAAAUAUUUUCUUGUACAGGGUGAAGGAGUUUUAUUAUUGAUCUCUUAAAAACUUGAGUUAUGUGGUUAAUUUGAUGGCAGUGUAGCUUUUCUGGUCUGUAAAAGAAACAGUGCAGUUGCCUUUAAUUUUGGAGCAACUGCAUUCUAGUCUUCUGUAUCCCACCAUCUACAGAAACUUGAGAGAAGCAAAUCCCUGGCUUACAGUGUCUGGUGUAAAGGGAGAGAAGGUGUCCUGUAAAUGGCCGAGAUAUGGAAGUUACGAAAGUGUUCCCUUUGCAUCAUGAGAAAUUUCAACACAUACAAAGUACACUCCUCGUCACUCAAAUUUGAAUAGCACAGCGCACCUUUGCUCUGUGUCUGUAGUAAGCUGUAUGUGCCUUUCUAACCAAGAUUACAUGUAUUUUAAGUUUGUUGCAGUGCUGUUCUCCACCUGUCAAGUUCCAGCCAUGUGUUGUGUCCGCUGGAGGCAGGCCUGCCACUUUUGCAUUUAGUCUCUGAUUUAGUGAUGUAGACAUAUUCCCAACUUUAUACAGGAGAGUUUGGCAGUGAUGGAGAUUCAUGGUGCCACUGCUGUUCAGUGUGGCAAAACUUGGCCUCACAUAAAAAGUCUGGUAAAAAUGACCUCCAUUGGCUUGUUAACUAGGUAGAAAUCUAGGUGUGCUUAAACAUGUUUUCAGUAAUAUUUAGACUUCAAGUCAUUUUACCAUAGCAAAUUAAUUGCUAUGUUUUAUCACACCUUGAAAAUCUUUUCUCAGACUUCCAUCCUGUCACUAAAGCUUUUAGCCAGGCAGAUAUUGGUAAGCAGUAAGCUAAGUCAAUAAGGUAUCUAGAAAGCUGAUGUCUGCAUUCUAGAGUUCCUUUUUUUUUUAAAUUGACAAUGCUGUUCUUAGAAAACUCUGAGCAUCURUUACAGGCAUCACUCCACUUAGAACUUCAGUGUUUCUAAUCCAGUCUUGCUUAGCUACUGCUUUUUUGGGAAGAAACUAGAACUUUCCUGGGAGAGGUAUUUCUACUUCUUGGCCAAUAUGUGCAAUCUGUGGUUUUGAAAGGUGGCAGGAGUAUAGAGUGASGCAUCACAAAGCAAUCAUGGAUUCAAGUAUGUUUUACCAGUUUGUCCACUUAAAUGUGUAUUGACAGGUUCUGCAUACUAUGAAGGGUUGGUACCCAUUUUAAAUGCUUUUACCUGAUGUGGGGUAGAUUCAUAUCUUUGUCCUGAAGAUCACUCCUGUGGUUCAUGGGGGUUCGUGGAAUGAAAUGUGCAAGGGAAGUUCUUCAGAGCUGCACAUAAGUCAGGUGAUUUUUCUGCUUUUAAUCCAAGGUUUUCAAAGUAUAAAAUAAAGUUGUUAGGUACUUGAAGACUCUUUUUAAGAUUCCUCCUCACUUCAGACCUACUGAAAACCCAGUCUGUUGACUCAUUCCAUCUCUUGCAAUUUGAACAAUUGCCACUCAUUUAUGAAGAAUAUGGUCAAUAAUGUUGUAGUUUUGCUUUCCUUGGUAUUUGAACAUCUGAAAGUUAUUUGUUUAUUCCAUCUUUUUCUGUGGUGUGGAGCAUAAGAAAGGAUGAAAUACUACUGCCCAGUCACAGGAAGUUUAAAACUACCUUGAUAAACUGGAGAAAUUAGUUUGUUACCAUUUGCCUUAAAGUCCGGUUUUGUAAACAUUUUGYAUUAAGGAAGAGUUGCUUCAGAUAUGAUGUUGAGGCAUUAUAAGCAAAUUGAUAUUGCCUAUUAUGAUUCCAUCUGCUAAGCACUUAGAUGCUGGAAAAAUCAAACUAUCAGACAGUACUGUGCUCUACUUUUCUCAUUCUGACAUGACUUAAUUGUGAAGUAUCUGCUAUAUAUAAGUCUGGAAAGAACUGUGGAUUGAAACAAAGAUGUGAUGAUUCUAAUCAGUUUUCAUAGUUGAGGAUGCUUAAUUUAAUGUGUUUGAUAUCAUUAUAUUUUGUGCUGGGAGCUUUGAAGAAUUAUGAGAAUUUCCCACAUGUACAUUUUCUUUUGAAUGGUUUAGUAAAGUUGAGACAAUUACUUAAUUUGGCCCAYUGACAAAACAUUUGAUUCCAACACCUUGCUGAGAACUUGUGGAUUAAUAGUUGCCUGAAGGUGUGGCCUCUGCAUUCUGAUCAUUCAUUUUACUAGUAAAUUGCACAAAUAGGUGUGGUAUUUAUAUCUGAAAUUUUGCUGAAUGCCUAUAAUGCUUUAUGGAAAUAUUUUAUUGAUCAAAUGGAAAUACUCCUGCAAAGCCUCAUGAUGCAGAUUGUCCAUCAGCUGGUCAAGUGGGGUUUCAGACAAGUAGUUCUAUGACCCAAAAUGACAUUUUCAUUUAGAYUAGUAAUUUCAGAAUGUUUCCUCUUUCAUAGAACUCCUAUUAUGCAACAAACAGGUGGAGAGGUUCUUAAGCACCUAAUAGCCUGGUUUUAGAAAAAAAGAAUAUACUGAGUUGGAAAGGACCCAUCAGGGUCAUCAAGUGUAACUCCUGGCCCUGCACAGGACUCCCCAACAAUUCCACCAGACAUCUUGAGCUCAGACAGGCUCGGUACUGUGACCACUUCCUGGGGAGCCUGUUCCAGUGUUCAGCCACCCUCUGGGUGAAAAACCUUUUCCUGAUACAUAACCUAAACCUCCCGUGACUCAGCUUCAUGCCAUUUCCUCSAGUCCUGUCCCUGUCUGUCAGCAGGGCCAUGAAUGUAGAUGGUUGCCAUUUGACAAAGCUUCCUAUGGCCAUGUACUAACUCUGAUGUGAUGUGGCGAAUGUUCAAAAUGGUAGCAGAACUUAAAAUAACUGUAUCUGACAAGAGAUAAAAAAUAAGAAUCAGGAACCAUAAUCAGUUUUGAUAGUUGUAUGCUGUUUUCAGGUUGAUGGCAGUCAGUUACAUUUGUAAUAUGCUCUACCUGGGUUUGUAGCUGUAACUGUGAUGUACAGAAAAAAAAAGAAAAAAAAAAAUACUUAUCCCAAACCAAACCCCUGAYGCCCCUCAACCACCCACAAAACAAUCUUCCCUCCUCCAAGAACUCGUGAAAACAGAAGCAAAUAAUGCAAUGAUAUACACACUUUUGUAUUUUUAUUCUUAUGAGGUUAUUUGCUGGCUCUUGUUGGCCUCUAGUUCAGUCUGUGUUAUUUAAAUUCUAAUAUAUGAAUUAUUUGGAUUGAAUUCAUGUUCGGGGCCAUGGUGUUGUAUGUAUUGAUGUACAGCCUUGAAUGUGAAUAAUUAUUGUAAACUAUAUUUUACACCUUUUUUCUGGCUUUAUUAUAUAAAUUUUCUAUUGGUCGAUGAUUUAAUCAUAUCUCAUAAUUUAAUGACUGUUUAUUCUCCUCUCGACAGAUCUCUGUGCUGUAGAUGUGUAGUUAGUGACUGGAUGACGGAUUUCACUUAUGCUUGGUAGUCUGUAAUAAAGGCAUGUAGGGUCCUG